Molecule: messenger RNA, 2620 nt
Organism: Mercenaria mercenaria
Lineage: Eukaryota; Metazoa; Mollusca; Bivalvia; Venerida; Veneridae
Exons: 7
Coding region: 163-1608 (481 amino acids)
Source: RefSeq, a predicted model, not a curated record
GUAGGUGUUUUAAAUAGAAUCCUUUAUAUUAAAGCUGUAUUAUACUCCCGCUAUCGGAUUGAAAGAAAAAUAGGUGUCAAGUUUCUGUUUUCAUACUAUAUACCCGGUUUGCGGGAGUUUAUACAACACGUUAAUAAUGGUUCAGACGUGCUAGUUCCAACGAUGCGGUUGAGACGACUGAUAAAGCUAUGCAAGACAGGUCUCAAGUUCUGCUGUUUCCUGUUAACAUUUCUCCUCAUUACUGAGCGGAUACUAGAAGACGGUGAGGAACAAAGUCAGGUCAAGACCAGUCUGAAUAAACAUACUGUAGUCAAAAGACAGCCUACAGAAGAAGUACCAUUUAAAGUUGUGUUAGAUGAAAUUCCUAGUCAAAAUAUGAACAAAAACCACAAAGACGCUGCUGUGUUUUCAAAUUCUACUGCCAUAAUACCCGGACUAUAUCGUGUUUUCGGAUUUGGAUACGACAUUUUCUUAUUCUCGGCCGUCGUUGGAAAUUCCUCCGCCAUAAACACGUGGGACACUAUAGUAAUUCAAGGCUGGGAACACAGAAUGUUUGAGAACACAACUUUCGGUUGUUGUAUAAAAUACAAGAGCGGGGAUAUGAUUUCAGUUAAUAUGACUAGAAAAUAUCACUGGGCUUAUAGGGACAAAGUAAGCAUGCCUGUCAAACAGUACUUGUGCCCGAAUCCUAGAUACAAGCUUAAUGACCUGCCUGUAGCUGUAACUAUUUCCGGACACACGAAGCAGACGGCGUGUCACCGAAGAUUCAACUGGUAUUUGGAGCCAUAUUUCGCACGUGCUCACAAGGAAGAAAUAGCAGUUUGUACAAAGAUGGUGUAUGGUAGCGUGUCUGCAGACGACAUUUUAUCUUGGUUCGAGAUACAUCGCCGGUUGGGUGUAAACAAGGUAUUAACCUAUUCCUAUAACCUAAAUCCAGAGGCUGCUAAAGUAUUACAGUACUACGAGUCGCAGGGUUUAGUAGAGACUUUUUCGUUCAGACUUCCAAAAGCAUCUCGAGGACGGAAAGUUUCACAGGUAGGAGUUAAAAACAUGCAAGCCUGGAACGAUGAACAGAUUCCUGUCUUUGACUGCCUAGAGAAAUUGAAGGGAUAUAAAUACCUGGCGGUAAUAGACAUGGACGAAUAUCUCAUACCCAAGGAAGUCAAAACAUGGCCGCAAUUGUUCGACAACCUAUGGAAGGUGAGGCCCUGGGCAGCCGGAUAUACGUUCCUCGUGCAUUUACAUAUAACAUCCUGGGGUGUGACUAACAACUCGUCUCGGUUUACGGUCGGCAAGUAUAUAAACCGUACAGCCGCACUGGUUGACCGGGUAAAACAUGUUACACGACCAGAUAGACUGGGUAUCGGCGGUUUGUCUACUCACAUGUAUACCCCUAAUUGGGAAAAGAAAUAUAAGAGAUUUCAAGCGAAGGAGUCGGAGGCGACGAUCCAUCAUUUCCGGGCUUGCAGAAAGGACUGGGAGAAGAGAGCAUCUAACAAGACAUGCAUGAAAAUAGCAAGAAUUACAGACACAUCGUUGGUGGAUAUUUUAUCGCCGAUAGAAGAAGACAUUGUAAAGUUAAAGGCAUCGAUAUCGGACCAUAGCUAAAGAGAGUGUUGCUUCAAAAGUCAUAAAAUGUAUAAAACCAUUGAAACAGGAAGGAUCAGUCAUAUGAAGUAAACCUCAUUGCACUGAAGAUCGAGAAAUGACAGUCACAUCACUGUUAUGUCUGUUACAUCUUGAUACGAUAAGGCUAUCCAGUAGCUGUUUGCCAGAAAUUUAAGACUUAACGAAAGCGGGAAGGGAAACAGCUUGGAUAUUUCUGAAUUUUUAAAGCAUCAGCCUACGUUAGAGUGGCUUUAAAAGUUAUCAAAACAAAAUAAGAAACGUUCUGGGCAUGGGUAAUUCCGUAAUACUAUACACAUGUCCUUUAUGAAAUCUUCCUUAACCAUAAAAAGUUGAUAAAGUCAUGACGUAACGUAUCACUCUAGAUUGAACUAGAAGUAAUCAGAUAUGUUCAUGGAUUUAAACUAAUAUAUCACUGAAGCUUCGAUAGAUAUAUCAACUUCUUUAAACAGAAUUUGAAAUAAAUAUUCUUUCAGUAUAAAUGUAACAGAUUUUCUGUGAGUUAAAACAUCCUUGUGGUGUCUUAAACGACAUGAUUCCUUCCGCAUUCUGAUAACUAUAGCCUAGAGUGGCAGAAUUAAUUCAUCGACUACGGAUUCGGAAAAUGUUUAGAAACGGUGUGAAAACGCAUGCAACAGUUGUAAAGAUGGAGCUUUAGAAUCACGUAAUUUGAUUCGUAUGUUCUUUUGAAGAAAACAGUGGCAACUGCGUUAGUUGUAAUAAUUGAAAUCUGCUUUCUAGGAAACGAUUAAAGACAUUGUUCGUUCAGUGUAGUGAAUGCAAGAAGAAUGUAGGUUUACAUUUCUUUCAGAAUUUUAACGAAGAAAAUUUCUAGUCAGAUUGUCAUAUUCAGUUCAGUUAUUAGAAUAUCAGCAUUGUCUUCACUGCAAUCGAUCUUUGUGUGUAAUAAGCAUGUAUAUGUACAUUAAAUGUAUGUAUUUCAUUAAACUUUGCUAUGCAAUAAUAAAAGUUUAUAAUAAAUUUAUAUAAAAUA